Molecule: messenger RNA, 1337 nt
Organism: Brachypodium distachyon (stiff brome)
Lineage: Eukaryota; Viridiplantae; Streptophyta; Magnoliopsida; Poales; Poaceae
Product: dof zinc finger protein DOF1.6
Exons: 2
Coding region: 140-1117 (325 amino acids)
Biological process (GO): regulation of DNA-templated transcription
Molecular function (GO): DNA binding; DNA-binding transcription factor activity
Source: RefSeq, a predicted model, not a curated record
CGGGGGCCUCUGCAUUGUGAGAUGGAAACACGCAAUAAACCUUGAGAUUUCAGUCAGAGCUAGCCAUUCAAUUUCAGGACCAAUAAUUUAAUUUGCGCGCAUAUACAUAAAUGUGUAUGUUGAUUUGUAGAAGGAGGAAAUGAGCAAGUCAAUAAAUGGUACCCGUGGUGAGCAGGUGGCGGCAUCUAGGCUGGCGGAGCGGAGGAAGGUGGCAGCACGGCCUCAGCCGGGGCAGAAGACGAAGGAAGCAGACAAGUCAGCAAAUGGUGCCGGGCAGGGGGCCGGACGGAGGAAGGCGAAGGCGACGGCGGUAGUGCGGCCUCAGCCGGCGCAGAACAUCGAGUGCCCGCGGUGCCAUUCGUUGGACACCAAGUUCUGCUACUACAACAACUACAACGUGCUGCAGCCCCGCUACCACUGCAGGGGCUGCGAACGCUACUGGACCGUCGGCGGCGCCCUCCGCAACGUCCCCGUAGGCGUCGGAUGCCGCAACCGCAACAAGCGCCCUGCAGCUUCCUCCUCCCGUGCCAAGCUCCCCGUCGCCCCUGCUGCACCGCCGGCCUCAACCUCCAUGUCCAUGUCCAUGGCCGACUUCCCCAACUUCAUCAGCUCCCCACCGCCGGCCGGCAUCGGUGAGCUUCCCAUGGCCACUACAGACUUGAUGUUGCCUUCUUCCAACAACCCGGAGGCAUCAUCAUCAUCUUCGUCGUUCCUGGACGUGCUGAGAUCAGUAGAAGAGUUUCUGGAUGCAGGCAUGCUGCACAGUCAGAACAAGGCCGGCAUUGGGAUGGCCAUGCCAUUGCCACCGCUGUCGUUUGGCAUUGGAGGUACUACUCCCAUGAUGCAGCCCACAGCAGCAUUCCAGUGCGGCGACCAAGGAGGAGGCAGCAUCAACAACAUGAGUGUCAUGUCCCUGCCCAUGUCCACCAUGGGGCUCGACUGGCAACCGCAGCUAAAUGGCGUUAAUGGAGGCGCGCAGCAACUGGGCGUGACGGCGGCAAUGGACAUUAGCAACACCACCAACGGCGGCGAAGGGUCGUCCAGGGGCUGCUACUUGAUCAACAACAACAAUGGAGGUCUGUGGCAGAGCCUCAUGAACGACAGUUCCCUCAUGUGAGCUGCUGCAAUCAAGCACCAUCGAUCAAUGGGGAAAUUAUUAAGAAGCUAGAGUCAAUCUGCGUCGCCAUUGUGGAUUGGAUUGGAGCAGUGGAUUUAUGCUUGCAUUUUUUGCUCAUUAGUAGUACUUGGCUUUAAGUUUCACCCCAUUUGCUCAUGUUUCGUUUCAACAAGAUUGAGUGUGGUUGUUUAUUUAGAUUGAACUCUGGAGAGAAUGCAUG